Molecule: messenger RNA, 294 nt
Organism: Cucurbitaria berberidis CBS 394.84
Lineage: Eukaryota; Fungi; Ascomycota; Dothideomycetes; Pleosporales; Cucurbitariaceae
Exons: 5
Coding region: 1-294 (97 amino acids)
Source: RefSeq, a predicted model, not a curated record
AUGUUCAAGGUUACCAGGGCCAUGGCUAUGCAGCCGACGCGCAUGAUGAUGAUGCGCCAGAGCCCGCAGCUCUUCAUGAGGCAGACGCUGCGCAUGCGCUCGCCUGUGCCGAAAGAGGAACAGGGUGCCCACACCGUCUCCCAGCGUCUGCGCCAGCUCAAGAACAUCCCCACUGAGAUUUGGCCUCUUAUCUUGGUCCUCGGCAUCGCCGUUGGAGCCGCCUUCUUCUCGCUCGGCCGGAAACUCGUCGUUGACAGGACUCUUCGCUUGAAGCGACAGGGCAAGCUCGACUAG